Rotaria sordida is the source of this 675-nucleotide messenger RNA. Lineage: Eukaryota; Metazoa; Rotifera; Eurotatoria; Philodinida; Philodinidae. The record is from the annotation of a GenBank genome assembly.
AUGUCUGAUUCAGAAGGUGAAGCAUAUGAAAAACAAGUAAAAAUUGUUCUUGUUGGUGAUGGUAGUUCAGGCAAGACAUCUAUAACUGAACGAUUCUCAAAAGAUGCAUUCAAUCGUGAUUAUAAUCAAACCUUAGGCAUUGAUUAUUAUUUAAAACGAAUCAAUUUAACUCGUUCAUAUAAUGUUACAUUGGCGGUAAAUGAUGUAGGUGGACAAACAUUAGGUGGUGCCAUGUUAGAUAAAUAUAUAUUUGGAGCAGAUAUUGUUUUACUUGUUUAUGAUAUUACAAAUUUACAAAGUUUUGAAAAUCUUGAAGAUUGGUAUCUUACAGUGACGAAAUAUUGUGCUGGUAGAAAACCAUUAUUUGCACUUGUUGGCAAUAAAAGUGAUCUUGAACAUUUACGUGCGGUAAAAGCUGAUAGACAUCAACGUUUUGCUAAAGAUCGUGAUAUGUUAUCAUAUUUUGUAUCAGCUAAAACCGGUGAAUCUGUAGAAAAUUUAUUUCGUCAAGUAACAGCACAUUUAAUGCAUAUUGUUUUACCAAAACAUGAUUCUGAUGGAUCACGUAUAAUAACAGCACCAAUUAUCCGACAAGAACCAAAUAUUCCAGCAACACCUGUUAAAUCCUCUUCAUCAACAGGUACUACACGUACAUCAAUUUGUAGUUUACAAUAA